ACAGUUUGCUAAGCAGCAGCUUCUCCUGGCAUAAGACCCUCAAGUCUCCUCAUCAGACAAAUUGGGACCAUGCUUAGUGCCCUGCACCCACAGUAAGAAGGAGGACUCAGCACGCUUGGUCCAGCAGAGUUAAGAGGAAGAUUUAUGAGGCGUGGAGCCCUUCGUCUGGUUUGAAAGAAAGUAGAGUGAACGUAGAGAUGCCAGACUGCCACUGAGGCCCAUGGACAAUCCCACACUCACGCUUCUCAGUCGAACUUUAAGAUCGAUUAAUAAUAUGCUGCCUUUGGAAGAGGAAAAGAAACUAGUGCCAAGAAGGCAUAUUCUUCAAUAUUCGGCAUAGGCACACUUUCGAGACAAUGGCGUCAAAGGUCUCCUGUUUGUACGUGUUGACAGUCGUGUGCUGGGCCAGCGCUCUCUGGUACUUGAGUAUAACUCGUCCCACUUCCUCCUACACAGGCUCCAAGCCCUUCAGCCACCUAACAGUUGCCAGGAAAAACCUCACCUUUGGCAACAUAAGAACUCGACCUAUAAACCCACAUUCUUUUGAAUUUAUAAUAAAUGAGCCCAACAAAUGUGAGAAGAACAUUCCUUUUCUUGUUAUCCUCAUCAGCACCACCCACAAGGAAUUCGAUGCCCGCCAGGCAAUCCGCGAGACGUGGGGGGACGAGAACAACUUUAAAGGGAUCAGGAUCGCCACAGUCUUCCUCCUGGGCAAGAACGCUGAUCCUGUCCUGAACCAGAUGGUGGAGCAAGAGAGCCAAAUCUUCCACGACAUCAUCGUGGAGGACUUCAUUGACUCCUACCAUAACCUCACCCUCAAAACAUUGAUGGGGAUGAGAUGGGUGGCCACGUUUUGUUCAAAAGCCAAGUAUGUCAUGAAAACAGACAGUGAUAUUUUUGUAAAUAUGGACAACCUUAUUUAUAAACUACUGAAACCCUCCACCAAGCCAAGAAGAAGGUAUUUUACUGGCUAUGUCAUCAACGGAGGGCCCAUCCGGGAUGUCCGCAGUAAGUGGUACAUGCCCAGGGACUUGUACCCUGACAGUAACUACCCACCUUUCUGUUCGGGGACCGGCUAUAUCUUUUCAGCCGAUGUGGCAGAACUCAUUUACAAGACCUCACUCCACACAAGAUUGCUUCAUCUCGAAGAUGUAUAUGUGGGACUGUGUCUUCGAAAGCUGGGCAUACACCCUUUCCAGAACAGUGGCUUCAAUCACUGGAAAAUGGCCUAUAGUUUGUGUAGGUACCGCCGAGUUAUCACCGUGCAUCAGAUCUCUCCAGAAGAAAUGCACAGAAUCUGGAAUGACAUGUCAAGCAAGAAACAUCUCAGAUGUUAGGAUUUUUACCCAUGUAAAUACAUUUAUUUUCUUUUUUAAGAAAUGGGGCCUAAGUUAUUGGUAUUUUACAGGUGUCACCAGGGGAAAUGAACUGGUGAAGGGGUUUUAUAAAGUUUUUGCUUCCUGCUCCUAGUUCCUUUCUUGGAUUACCGAUUUACAAAUGUUAGGCUCUGGCCAUAGAUAUAAUAAAUGAUUUAGAAGGAUGAGAUUUAAUUCUCAGGUCCUAAGGAAUUGCCAUUUAUCUCAAAAAGCGACUUCCAAACAACUUCUAGGAUUUACAUUCUGUGCAUCUGAGAUAAAAAUCUGGUUCUGUGAAACUGAAACUCACAGUAAUGUCUUCAUAUCAUCUCUGUGAAAAUAAAUAAGUAAAUAACUCUUUUUCAAAAACGAUUUGGAAAUGAUGCACAGUCAAGAAGACACACUGGAUGCGAUUAGUAAUAUUGUAUGUGUUAUUGUUACAUUGAAUUUUUACAUAUAUUGCCAUGUAUGUGUACAAUGUGUGUAGUUCAGCCAAAAAAUGAACUUAGUCCUGGCAGGAAGGCUGCAGUUAAAUAGAUGGGAAUUUAAACUUGAGAAUCAAAUACUCUGUAUGUUUGGAAGACAACUCUGCUUGUUCAUCCAAGGAUUAAACCUGGUCAGCAGGUGGAAUGUAUAUAAAAUGCUACUUAAAGUAAGCAAGCAUUUUUUUUUCUUUUUUUGCUCUUUCAUAACAAACAUUACAUGGUGCCUCCAAGGAGACUUUGCCAAAUGUAAUCUCACCUGCUUUCUUCCUUACAAUGUCAUUAAGUGCAUUUCGCAGUUUCUGGAUCUGGCAGACAAAUGUCUCCAUGUGAAGAAAAUAAGUUGGUAGGAGGCCAGAGAACGAUAAACCACCUAGAGAAAACACAAAUUUAAGUAUGCAUUAUAAUUAACACAAGCUUAGCAGUGCUGUAAGAUGCCCCUCCCACACAUUUGCAAAGCACAUGAGAAAAUCUUCGAGUACCAAUAUUAUUGAAAAUGUUGGCCCUACUGUUUACAAAUGCCAUACUCUCUAACAUCUCAAACAUUUGAGUACCAUUAGCAGCAAUGCUAUUAUGAGGGCUUCUGGGGGCUCUGUGACUGAGGUUCAUGGGAAGGAAGGGUGGGGAAGCCCAGGUUCAGGUCCUGUUGAUGCCCACACUUCUGGGCCAUGUGAGCAGGCAUCUUAACCUUACUGUGCUUCAAUAUGCUCAUUUAUCAAAUGGCUGUAAAAAACACCUACCUCACAGGUACUGUGAGAGCAAAUCACAUUUGCUAAGUAUUUUGAGAUCCUUAGCUUAAAAGGUGCUAUGUAAUGCAAUGUGUCAUGCAUUAUGCUAAAUGCUAAAAUAAUUACAUAAUUACAAUGAUGACCAGUAGUAGUAACAUCAUGUCAGUUGAAAAUCUGCCAAAAUAAAGAUCAGCUGUGGACUAUCCGUGCACCUAAUUCUCCCAAGUCUUUGACUUUUCCUUGGCUACAAGUUAGGUCUUUGGGGAAGUUUCAGUUUCUCUGCUCUUUCUUCUGGUUUCAGUGAAUGAGUUAUUACUUCAGUGCGUUGCCACGGUACUGAACGUGAAGGCAGCUGCUUUUCUUUGGAAAGGCACUUCUGGCUGGGGGUAUGUUACAGUAAGUGAAGCAUAUGCUUUGCAAAGUGCAUCACAGCAACUUAGCUCUCAGGAAACAUUUGAUCGGAACUCUAAGAACUUUGAGGACAGAUAGAGCUAGUCCAUCCACCUCUAUCAAAAGAAGAAUAGGCACUCAGCAAGCCCACACGUUAUACUUCUUCUACCAUUUGUUAGAAAACUCCUGUUUCUUCUCAUUCAAAGAAAGCCCCGCAGCUGAAAGAGUACACCUUUUUAUUUAAUUAAUUAGUUAAUUUUUUUUAACCUGACCUUUGGGAGCCUCUAGACAAGUUGAUAGCAAACAGGGAAAGAAAAUCAGCAGAUGGAAGUCAUGGCCUAUUUCUUUAAAACACCAGAUCUCUCAUCCCCAUCUCCAAAGAACCCAAUAUGAGACAGGACUUCUAGUGUGGUCUGCAGGACUUUGAUUAGAGAAUGAGC
Messenger RNA from Galeopterus variegatus (Sunda flying lemur), 3395 nucleotides. It is a transcript of the gene B3GALT1, whose product is annotated as UDP-Gal:betaGlcNAc beta 1,3-galactosyltransferase, polypeptide 1. NCBI's taxonomy places the organism in Eukaryota, Metazoa, Chordata, Mammalia, Dermoptera, Cynocephalidae. The record is from RefSeq and is a predicted model, not a curated record. The coding region runs from base 357 to 1337 and encodes 326 amino acids. The transcript is spliced from 2 exons. Gene Ontology annotation, molecular function: N-acetyl-beta-D-glucosaminide beta-(1,3)-galactosyltransferase activity. Gene Ontology annotation, cellular component: membrane.